Molecule: messenger RNA, 849 nt
Organism: Annulohypoxylon truncatum
Lineage: Eukaryota; Fungi; Ascomycota; Sordariomycetes; Xylariales; Hypoxylaceae
Exons: 1
Coding region: 1-849 (282 amino acids)
Source: RefSeq, a predicted model, not a curated record
AUGGGAUUAGCCAAAGCAACAGCCGCGGUUUACCUGCUCGCCUUUUCGGCCCUGGGCGGCGCGGAAGUGACUACGACGAGCGCAGGUACGGGUACGGGUACUUCGACGAAAGCCGCCCACUCCAUAACGACAAACACCACCACGACUUCGCGCACGGUAACGCACACCAGCGCCACCUCUCCCGCAGGCAAAACGAGCACCUCGCCUUCACACGUACCGGGCGUGACCCACAUCCCCGAUUCCCCUAUCCUCCUAUCCAUCGUGCCCUUGCUUAACCCGCAAAGCCGUGAGCGUGACUCUUCCAACGGUAGCUGGAACCCGGAAAGCCUCUUCGUCACCACUUCGACGCCCUUCCUAACCCGCUCCUGCGCCAACGCAUCGCCCUUCAACCUAAUUUCCGGCCGCCUUUCCAACGCCAACGACGGGGCGCAUCUUUCUACGAUCCCGGACGUCGUGUACCAGCCCCUCACCACGACGACGUUCGCGCACGCGAACCCUGGCCGGGCUAUAGACGAGACGUUUAGCGUCGAGGACGGGUACUUGCGCUGGUACGAUGCGCGGUUCUACGGGGGGCGCGCGAGGUAUUGUGUAAGCGGGGAGAAGGAGAUGGUUAAUGUGGUUUUUCAUAUCAACAAGACGUGGCCCGAGGGGUGCGAGGAGGUGGAUGUUAGGGUGUUUAGGGAGAAUGAGUGUAGGGAGGGGAAGGUGGUUGAGGGGGUGAGGAUUGGAGGGGUCGAGGAGGUUGAGACGGGGAGGAUGGGAGGGCAGGCUAGGACGACGGGGACGAGUGUUGCCGCUGGUGUUGAUGCGAGUGCGACGACGGCGCCGGGUGGGUCGGAUGAGCUGUGA